GAAUAAGGGAGGGAAAAGAAAAUAUUAUAAAAAUGACAAUUAUAUCCUUAAUGAUGUAAGUAACAAAAUAAUAAAAUAAUUUACAUAUGAAAGAUAAUAUAGUAAUUGUAUGAGAUAAAUUUUCCCUCACCUCCAAAUUCCCCCACUUUUGGAGUGGAAGAAAUUUUCCUUUGUAGGAGGGAUUUGAAGAGAAAAUAUCAAUCCCUCCCCCCCACAACAAAUUGAACCAAACAAGGGAAAAUUAUAAAAUUCCCUCCCCUUCCCGGACUUUCCCCUCAAUUUAUUACAAAUGGUAAAACUACCGUAGAAAAUCUCAGCUCGAGUUCCUUUUGUACGCGUCCUCGCGCCAUUGACAACGCGUUUCGGCGUUCCGAUUCAAGCAGGACAAGAUGGGGUGGGUUGGAGAGCAGAUCGAUUCCAUCAAAUCUCUGAACUUCAGACAAGUUCUCACUCAAGCCGUCAACCUCGGUAUGAUUGUUACAUCAGCACUUAUAAUAUGGAAAGGAUUAAUGUGUAUCACUGGCAGUGAAUCGCCUGUAGUUGUUGUGCUUUCUGGAAGUAUGGAGCCUGGUUUCAAAAGGGGUGACAUCUUGUUCUUGCACAUGAGUAAGGACCCUAUUCGCGCUGGAGAAAUUGUUGUUUUCAAUGUUGAUGGACGUGAAAUUCCUAUUGUCCACCGAGUUAUUAAGGUUCAUGAGCGCCAAGAUAGUGGGGAGGUUGAUGUCCUGACAAAAGGAGAUAAUAAUUUUGGGGACGACAGACUUCUGUAUGCUCACGGCCAGCUCUGGUUGCAUAGACACCAUAUUAUGGGGCGAGCUGUUGGAUUCUUGCCGUAUGUAGGGUGGGUGACUAUAAUCAUGACUGAAAAGCCUAUUAUCAAGUAUAUCCUGAUUGGUGCUUUGGGAUUGCUGGUGAUUACUUCAAAAGAGUAGGUGGGCUGUAACCCAACAUUCAAGAAUCUCAUAGAGGAAUACAUGUGAUGACAUUUUAGAACUUUGACAAAUCUAUGUGAUUUUGUAAUCACAAAACAAAAACAACUACUAAAUGGGUAAAAUUGUCUUGAUCGACUGAAUUGCAAUAUUUCUUGAGCAAUGUACAACUUGUGGCAUGCUCUUUACAGGCAACAA
Molecule: messenger RNA, 1127 nt
Organism: Striga asiatica
Lineage: Eukaryota; Viridiplantae; Streptophyta; Magnoliopsida; Lamiales; Orobanchaceae
Source: the annotation of a GenBank genome assembly